This is a messenger RNA of Kwoniella botswanensis, 933 nucleotides long. RefSeq lists its product as uncharacterized. The record is from RefSeq and is a predicted model, not a curated record. The transcript has 6 exons. NCBI's taxonomy places the organism in Eukaryota, Fungi, Basidiomycota, Tremellomycetes, Tremellales, Cryptococcaceae. Bases 1 to 933 code for a protein of 310 amino acids.
AUGAAUUUCUGGUCACCCCCUGAGACGAUUACUGCAACAGCUCUGUGUACUGUCCCGAAGGAUCAGCAUGCUCAAAAGGAAACAGACUGGAUCUCAGGGGCUGGUGUCCGCCCACCAAUCUUUCUGGAAGGACCAACAACCGAUACCAACGGCAAUCUCUUCGUCGUGGAUGUACCGUACGGGCGAAUACUGAAAUACACUCUCGCAACAGAAGAUUGGUCCAUCUUGGCUGACUGGAGUGGGGAGCCUAACGGGCUGGCCGUCAGGGGAGAUGGCAUGAUCGUCAUAGCGGACUACAAAGAAGGUCUACUCCUGUGUGACCCUUCUACCGGUGACAUCACUCCCCUGCUCCUAAGACGGAAUUUAGAAAGGUUCAAAGGGGUCAACGAUCUUGUAGUCUCAUCCAGAGGCGAGAUCUACUUCACCGAUCAAGGACAAACAGGAAUGACAGAUCAAACAGGAAAGGUAUAUCGUCUGCAUCCUGAUGGCAAGCUGGAUUGCCUCAUCGAGAAUGGUGCCAGUCCUAACGGACUCGUACUUACACAUGAUGAGAAAUUCCUAUACGUUGCGAUGACGAGAGAAAACAGUGUUUGGCGAUGUCCUCUGCACAAGGAUGGAGGGACAUCCAAAGUCUCCAAGUUCUUCCAAUCAUUCGGCAUUGCAGGCCCAGAUGGUCUGACCGUUGACACUGAAGGCAACUUGUUCAUCUGUCACCCGUCUUUGAUAUCGAUCUUUGUGGUCAGUAAACAUGGGCUGCCUGUAGCACGAAUCAUACCGCCGGAAGGUCACGGGACCAGCGUAACCAACUGUAUAUUUGGAAGCACACCGUCAGAUAGGAAGAGGCUAUACUUUACAGAUUCCACAGCUGGACGGAUCUGCUAUGUUGACUGGAAGCACGAGGGAGCGACUCCGCUGAGAGCGACUAGAGCUUAG